Messenger RNA from Annulohypoxylon truncatum, 517 nucleotides. RefSeq lists its product as uncharacterized. The record is from RefSeq and is a predicted model, not a curated record. The coding region runs from base 85 to 390 and encodes 101 amino acids. The transcript has a single exon. Lineage: Eukaryota; Fungi; Ascomycota; Sordariomycetes; Xylariales; Hypoxylaceae.
UUGACGAAACGACUCGUCUAAUUUUCUCUCUCUCUCUCUCUUUUUCAUAUACCUACAGAUUGAUAGGUGUGGUUGCAGGUUAAAAUGCAGAUCCGGAGUAUGGUAUACCUUGGUACGGUACUUUUUCUUUUCUCCAAGGCUUCUCUUUACCAGGCUACCUGGUAUGAGGAUCUGGGGAAAGGAAUGCGGGAGCGAAUGGCGUUGCAUCGAGGAGGAUUUAUCCAGCCGCAAGGUGGUUUUGCUAAGCGAGAGGCGCCAGACAGACUGAAAGAAGCUUUCGCCCUUGGUUUUUCAUGUGAAAUAGAUUGUUUUAACCCCUUUUCAGGUUUGGAUUGGGUAUUCAUAAUCCCUAGUAUUAAUGAGUAUUUGCCAAAUAGUCGAUUGAGAUAGUGAAUAAGUCAAGAUUUAAGAUCAUAUUAUAUUUUGAUAUGAGCUGAAUAAAAGAAUUAGUUCAUCACAUGCUCUCCUAAUUGAAUUGGACGAACACGAAGCCGGGUUUUAGAGCACGACGUCGACG